Molecule: messenger RNA, 2315 nt
Organism: Gracilinanus agilis (Agile Gracile Mouse Opossum)
Lineage: Eukaryota; Metazoa; Chordata; Mammalia; Didelphimorphia; Didelphidae
Gene: TAF1B
Product: TATA-box binding protein associated factor, RNA polymerase I subunit B
Exons: 15
Coding region: 1-1770 (589 amino acids)
Biological process (GO): RNA polymerase I preinitiation complex assembly; nucleolar large rRNA transcription by RNA polymerase I
Cellular component (GO): RNA polymerase transcription factor SL1 complex; RNA polymerase I core factor complex
Molecular function (GO): RNA polymerase I core promoter sequence-specific DNA binding
Source: RefSeq, a predicted model, not a curated record
AUGGAUUUUGACGAGGGGAACGACUAUAAUGAACGCUGUACACAGUGUGCUGCUGUUUCUUGGGGAAUUACUGAUGAAGGAACAUACUAUUGUACUUCUUGUCUCAAUGUUACAGAGAGGCGUAAGGAAGUUGAAAGCAUUGCGGACUUUACACCUAAUACAAAGAUCCAAGCCAUCAACAGAGGACUUAAAAAAAAAAGGAAACUCGAGAAAGGCUGGGAGUGGUAUGUCUGUGAAGGUUUUCAGUAUAUACUUUAUCAACAAGCUGAGGCCCUUCUAUCUCUGGGAGUGUGCCCCAAAUUAAAGGAUGAAGUAUUGCAUAAUUUUUGGAAGCGUUAUCUUCAGAAGAGCAAGCAGGCAUAUUGCAGGAAGCCAAUUUAUUCCAAUAAUAAUAAAUCUGCAGUAUCUGACAGCCAAAUGAGUCUUUCAGGCUUGGAUAGUGAGCCUGAGCUGCUUAGUAUCUACAGCAGCCAUUUCUCAGGGAGUGAAGCAGAAUCUCAGUCUGAUGUCAGUAGUAGACUGAUUUUUCCCAACAUCAAAACUACACAAUCUGAAACAACUUCAGUCUGUUCUGGAUCAAUCAAUGGAGUUGAAUACUCAAAACAGAAGGAAAAAGGGAUUUUAAAGAUGACUCUGCCAAUGACACUUGCAUUCUGCUAUAUGUCAUUACUUUGGCAAAGGGAAACAAUUACUCUUUCAGAUCUCUUGAGAUUUGUAGAAGAUGGUCAUAUUCCCUACAUAAACACUUACCAGAAUUUUCCAGAGGAGAUGAAGGUAUAUGGAAGAGACAUAAGAAUAUUUUCUAUAGAGUCUUGGCCCAUCUAUGAAGAUAUAUAUGAAAAAGUUAUUGAACUUGGAAAAUUUUUGGACUUGCCUCGUUUUCCAGAUAUAACUGAGAAUUGUUUUCUCCAUCCAAAUAUACUAUGUAUGAAGUAUCUAAUGGAAGCCAAUUUACCUGAUGAAAUGCAUAACCUGACUUGUCAAGUGAUCAAAAUGACUGGCAUAGGAGAAGUAGAUUUCCUGACAUUUGAUCCAAUAACUGAAAAAACAAGGACAGUUAAAUAUGAUGUUCAGGCUGUAGCUGUCAUUGUUGUGGUGCUGAAACUACUCUUUUUAUUGAAUGACAAUGUAGAAUGGUCCCUUUCUAGCCUUGCUCAAGAAAAUAAUGAAAACAACCAUGAAGGUAAGCCAUGUUUUGAGUUCAGAAAGUGGUAUCAGAUUAUGAAGAAAAUAAUUGAUGAAAAACGGCAACAACGAGAGGAAUUCAAAGCAAAGUACCUAUGGAAAAGUGAAAAGCCAUUAUAUUAUUCAUCAGCGGACAGAUCAGUAGUCUAUAAAAGACGACGAAUGGUAAUGAACCUCCAAAAACAGUUUAGCACAUUGGUUGAUUCAGCACCAAAUCCUAAAAAGAAAAACCCAACAAGUUUCCAGUUAAAUUGGGUAAAAGAAGAGCAGAAUGCAACUUGCUUCCAUGGACACAGUCUUCAAGAAAUCCUACAAAAAAAAGGCAAAUCAUUAACAACCUUAAAUUCACAGUAUUGGCUUAGCACUCAGAAGUUCUGUAAGAGUUACUGUAAACAUGUGACUACCUAUGAAGAAUCCAAUUUUUCAAUGAGCUAUCAGUUUAUACUAAAUCUUUUCUCCUUCUUACUGAGGAUAAAAGCUUCACUUCUUCAUGAAGAAGUAAGCUUAAUUGAAAAGAGACUUUUUUACAAAAAAUAUGAGAAUAAAAGUAAAGCUUCCAAAUCAAAAAAAGCAAGAAGAUCUUAAAAAGAUAAAAGUGGAAAUGAUUUUGAGAAAUUUGCUUCUACAUAUCUUCACAGUGGUUUCGCCAUGAAAUUGUACUUCAUUACUUCAAAAGAUUUGCUAUUUCAGUGUGGGCACUCCAUUCCUUGCUGCAGAUGACAACCUUUACAUAUAUCCUAGAAAUUUUCAUGAGUUGCUUUAAGUCAAAAAAAAAAAAUCCUAGUACCCAGCAUUCCUGUGAUAAACAUCAUCAAACUUAGCUAGGAUGAUUCUUAGGCCCAUUUCCAUUGAAGUCUUUUCAGCUUGAUACUAUCUGCCAAGCUGGUGUUCUGCUGUCAGAGAGUAUUCAGAGUCACCUCUACACCAUGAAGAACCAUCAAGAAGAACUUACUCAAAAUAACAUUGUUAUAAAGCCUUUAUAUUAAAAUUUUAGACAAAUGAUUGAGCAAUAGCAAAAUGUUUAGUGAGAUUAUGUUUUUAUUCACCUGUGAAGCAAACAUUAAGACUGUUUAACUUUUGUAUUUCCUAGGUUGGGGCCUUAAUAUAUGUUUGUCAAAUCAGAUUAAAAC